GUGAGACGGGUAAGAUGACGUCCUUACACAGCCUGGGCCUGGUACUGGUGGAGUUUGAAUAUGAAUACGAGGGCCGGGAUGGUCACAUGGUGUACAUUAAACCCAACGAGCGCUACAUCCUCCUGGCCAAAACAAACAAUCAUUGGUGGCAUGUUUGCAAAGAUGAACUAGCCAAGCCAUUUUAUAUCCCUGCUAAAUAUGUCAAGGAGCUUCCACCCAACAUCCCUUCACCUCUAGACUUCAGAGAGCCUCCAGGCCCUAAUGUGAAGCCUGUGGUGCCUGACCUCACAGAGACACGCAAAUCCGAUGAGGUAACAAUUAGACUUCGCUCCAAAGGGAAUUACCACAAGACAGAAAACCGCAUGUCUACAUUUGGAGUUCCUUUGGAUUUACACGAGCCCCCUUCUUACAAACAUGGUGGACCUUCAGACUCCCUCAUCUCCCUGAGCACGGUCUCUUCCUCAGACUCAUCUCAUCAGAAGAAGAGGAUGAGUCAAGCAACCAAUAUGCUGUUCGGCUCGCGCACUGAAACUGAUAAGUUUCGAGUGCCUAGCUUCAGCCCAGCUGACCCUCUCCAUAAACCCAUCCCUGUCAAACCGGUGGAGCUCCCCAUCAUCAAGAACCUAAACGAGACCAAACCUCACAGGAAGUCUCCCGAGCUGGAAUCCCCAAUAGAGCCAGAAAGUGAAAGCUCUAGCUCAGAACCACUGCCAUCACCAGACUCUGAGAAUAUUUAUGAAUCCAUAUCGGAUCUGAAUCUGGACCUGUCCACACUGACAGACAAAGCACCUGCUGGAUUGCCAAACCCUCAAACCAACACAUCAUGCUCAGUCCCAACAAUAAAGACGGAGAAUGACCCCACCACAGCAGUGUAUGCCAAUGUUACUGACCUGAAGAAGACCGUUCCUCGCCCUUCAAACUCCUCUACUUCAACUUGCUCGUCGCCCGGCAUCGCCCUCAGUCCUGCUCCGGACUCCGCCUCCCCGCCCAACUCGGCCGGAUGGCAGGUCCAUACUGACCACGACAGCGGUAAGGAGUACUACUACCACCCUACCACAGGACAGAGCAGUUGGUCUGAUCCACGUAGCCCCCCAGCAGGAGCAGGUAUGGAGUCUGUGACCUCCCCCAUACCUGUGUCCACCCCGUCCUCAGCACACUCUCUGGGCUCUGACUGGGAGCAGCUUUUGGAUGAGACCACUGGGAGACAUUAUUAUUAUAAUCACGCUUUGAAGAAAACCUCUUGGUUUGCCCCGGAGCCAUCACCACCUCUGUCCUCUACAGAUAAGGCACUCAGUCAUGACAAGGAGGCAAAUGAGCCGCCGCCUCUUCCAGAGGAGGACUAUCCAACAAAUCAGUGUGCGGAUUCCCAUAUUUCUCUUCAGCUCCCUAAAGAUUUUCAAUUGCUCCAAAUCAAGCGCGCAGUCAUCCCUAGGGCUGUCGUGGACAUGCAUAAAGACGUCCCUGUGGGCUGGACUCACUCUGUAGGGGCCGAUGGAAAAUCUGUCUACACAAAUGAACUCACACAUGAACAGUGGAUCCAGUCUAAGGAUGACAAAGGGAAGAUGUAUUACUACUCAAAAGAUGGGUCUAAAUGUCAUUGGACCCUUCCAGAGGCUUCAGUCCUGCCUGGUCAGCCGAUCAAUGGAAAUGGAACAGACCAAGAUGCUCAACCUGUUGUGAACAACUGGAGACAAUCCCAGUUUAACAUAUCUCAGGAAGACCUGAAAUUUUCCCCGUCACACAGGCGGAUCGCCUCUGACAAUGCCAGUGAUGCAUCCAGUUCAGGGAAUUCACCAGAAUCACAGCAUUACGAUAAAAAGUUAAGGCGGCGGAGGAACCUGUCCAGUCACAGCACAGAUUCACAUUCUCAUCACUCAUCACUGGAGAAGGCUGGGAUUCUCAACAAGACCAAAGUGGCUGAGAAUGGAAAAAGGUUGAGGAAGAACUGGGCGCAGUCGUGGACUGUUCUCCAUGAUGGCAUACUCACUUUUCACAAAGACCCUAAAUUUACACCUGCUGGGAUGUCUACCAAGAGCACUCAGAUCGUCCCAGAGUACACAGUGGAACUGAAAGGAGCGACUUUAUCAUGGGCGUCUAAAGAAAAGUCAAGCAAGAAGAAUGUUCUAGAGCUCAAGACACGUCACGGCUCUGAGUAUCUGAUACAGUAUGACACAGACAGCAUCAUACACGACUGGCACAAGAUCAUUCUGGACACCAUCAGACUGCUGCAGGACCAUGCCCAUUACUCAGAGGACGAAGCAGAAGAUAUCCCAGAAAAACCUCCAUUGCCUGCAGAUAAAGAGAGGAAGAGUGAAUCAACAAGACUGAGUUCUUCGAGUAGCAUAGACAUAGAACAGGGCCGUGUUCGCACCAAGCUGCGCAAGUUCCUCCAGCGGCGGCCCACCCUGCAGUCAGUCAAAGAGAAGGGCUACAUUAAAGAGAAUGUGUUUGGCUGCCACCUAGACACCCUCUGUCAUCGGGAAAACACAACCGUGCCCAAGUUUAUGGAAAAAUGCAUCAGAUCUGUUGAGAAAAGGGGUCUGAAGAUAGAUGGAAUCUACAGAGUGAGCGGGAACCUGGCUGUCAUCCAGAAGCUGCGAUAUAAAGCUGAUCAUGAAGAGGAUCUGGAUCUGGAGGAUGGGCAGUGGGAAGAGAUUCAUGUGAUCGCAGGAGCUUUGAAGCUUUUCCUGCGUGAACUUCCUGAGCCUCUUUUUCCCUUCAGCUUUUUUGAUAGGUUCAUCGCUGCCAUUCAAAUGAGUGACUACAGCCUGAAAGUGUCAUAUAUUCGAGAUCUUGUGAGAAACCUGCCUUUGCCCAACCAUGACACCAUGGAGGUUCUCUUCAGACAUCUUCGCAAAGUGAUUGAGCAUGGCGAGCUGAACCGCAUGUCUGUCCAAAGUAUGGCCAUCGUGUUCGGUCCAACGUUGCUGAGACCACAGGAGGAGUCCAACAUCACCAUGCACAUGGUCUUCCAGAACCAAAUCGUGGAGCUCGUUCUUAACGAGUUCAAUGAGCUCUUCAAACCAAAUGAGCACCAUCUUCUCAUAUUCCCAAAUGAACAAAGUUACUGACUGUUUUCUGUCUACUGAUUGUAUAUUGGCUGUCCCAGUCAAUCAAAGCCAAAAUAUCACAACAAAUAAGUGCAUUGUAAAACAUCGAGAGGAUCUGCACCUCGAAAGUGCCUUGUUCUUUCAUGCAAUCUGUGUUUUUGGUACUGCUGAAAUCAAGAGAACAAAAAGCCAAAGGGAUCAUCUGCUGAAAUGAUCAAACAGAUCUUAUAAAGAAAGAAAAUGUAAUUUGUCAAAAUGUUAUGUUUGAGAUGAGACAGUUGUGGAGUCCUUAAUAAUAAAUAACUUACAACAAUUGCUUUUAAGGUAUUACACAUACAGUGCACAUCCUUGUACAUGUUACUGAAUAAUACAUUGUAUAUUAUUACUACUCACCAAAAACUGUUCCUAUGGAACAACAACAUUUUUCAGUUAGCCAAACAGCUUUUUCUUUUGAAUUUCCAGUGCAAAUGUUGUUAACAAGUAAAGAUACUCAACAAAGGUAUGAAUAUUUGGUUGAUUGGUAAUUUUUCUCUGAACAAAGAUGUUGAUGACACCUGGACUUAAUGUGUGCGUAGUCACCAAUAUUGUGCACUACUGGUUAAACCUUAUUGUUCAGGAGACUGAGGGGAAAAAAAAGUGUUUUAUUAAUCAACUGCAUGACUAUUUUUCACUGUCUUUAGUCUCUAAGAUGAAAUAUUGUUAUAAAAUGCUGACAGUACAUUGUACAGAAGUAUGAAAAUGAAUAUAAUGAACAAUAGAAGGUUUUGCAGUUAAGUAAAAUAUGGAUGUGCACUGCUUGUUUAAAACGAACUCUGUGGAUGUAGGCUAAAGCUGUACAUAUUUAAAAAAUGUUGUUUAUAUAAAAAUAUGGUUAAGAAAUAAUUGGCAAUUUCAUUUUAUUACAGAGAUAAAUAUUCUGUAAAUAAAACAGAUAGACCAUAUUUAAUGUUAUGCAAAUAUGUGCAUAGUUUUUACACUGGUAAUUUCAGAAAUCUAGGAAAUAUAUAUAAUAAAAAAAAUGUUUUUAGUAUUAUAACCUUGCAUAUAUACAGUCAUUAUGUCAGAUAAAAAGUGUGUACAUCAAUUUAAAAUGGAGAAAAGAUACUAUCACUGGACUAUAGAUCAAUGCAAUAUGAGAAAUUAUAAAUAAAUAUGGUGCCUUCAUUUUGA
This is a messenger RNA of Onychostoma macrolepis, 4220 nucleotides long. It is a transcript of the gene arhgap27l, whose product is annotated as Rho GTPase activating protein 27, like. Lineage: Eukaryota; Metazoa; Chordata; Actinopteri; Cypriniformes; Cyprinidae. The transcript has 18 exons. The record is from RefSeq and is a predicted model, not a curated record. Bases 15 to 3071 code for a protein of 1018 amino acids. Gene Ontology annotation, cellular component: cytoplasm. Gene Ontology annotation, molecular function: protein binding. Gene Ontology annotation, biological process: regulation of GTPase activity; signal transduction.